ACAGCAGCCACGAUGUUUCGCCAUGAUGUGUCGAACUUCCAGCUGUCGCCGCGCUUUCUCGCCACACUUCUGGAGGGCGGCACCGGGGUGGGCUUGCUGCAACGCGCCAACGAGGAGGUCACCCGACGAGCGCAUCAGCUAUGGAUGGAGACAGGCCGCAAGGACUCGGAGGCCAACUGGGCCGACGCAGAGCGCUCGUUGAUGCACUGGAAGAGCUUCCCUGACGCGAUCAGCGAGGGAGAUCUCUCUCCAGUGAAGGGCCUUGAGAACGCGGCCCUGGAUGAGUUGGACUUGGACUUCGCACAGCUGAGCCAUGAGGACCUGGUGCAUCUGUGCUGCGCCAUGCAACAGAACCUGCGGAGUAUGAAGACCGCAUAUGAGGAGGAGCACAAUGCCGUCAAGGCACUGCGGAAGGAGCUGAGAGACGAGAGGUGUCGAUUGCAGAACUUCUCCUACAAGCUCAAGGCCACUGAGGAUGAGCUCUUUCGGAAAAAGGCCCAGGUGGAUCCUGGGAAGCUCCGGGUUCCUUCUUUGCCAUUGGACUUCAUGAAGCCGCGUGCGAUUGAGCACUUCAACUUGACGCCCAGAGCACGUUGCAGACGAAGAGCCUUCUCCUGUCCUACAGACUCUGCGCCCAGUAGCGACUGUGAAGCCUGUGAGAUGGACUCCUGCUUUGGCGACGGCACGCCGUGUGGUUCCUGGUGGUUCUCCGAUGCCGUGGGAAGCUGGAAAUUGGAGUAUGGAGACGCCCAGUGGUCCGCAGACGAGACCGGCUCGCACUCGGCGGAUGAGAGUCUUUGAGUCUGCAAACGACUUCCGUGCGGCGCGAAAGGUCGUCCAAUGGGCAGAACGACCAAACCCCCAACCACUGAGUUGUUGUAUGUUUCAGUCGAGUUGGCUUUUAGGGCCUCGAUAAGCACCCAAACAUACCCAAACGGAUUGCAGGAUGUUCAUAGAAGGAUAAUGACCGGGUUGUUCUAGGGGUGGUUAUUGCCAUGAUCGCCGGAUUCCACGGACACCGAACGGGUGACCGAAGGACAACCAGCAUCACCUGCAAGUAUUAUCAAAGAUAAAUAUAAUAUAUAUAUAUAAUAACCGUAUUUAUCAUAUAUAUAUACUAAUACAUAGAUACACAUAUAUUAUAUAAAAGAAUGUUCUUUUGAGACUACGAACUCUUGGCUGCAGUACCGCUUCUCUUAUACAUUUCUGUGGGACAGGUUGAUGGUACAGAGUGAUCAGAAACCGAUCUGACCUAACCUGCGGGGUAUCGCCUUCACAAUGGCUCAUCAGUGUAAAUGCUCCUCUUAGGAUUUAGGGUUGCGUUGCUUUCCCCCCGAUUUUGGGUGCGCAGAACGCAAAACUUGUCUCAAUUUUGCUGUGGAGUUUGGGGCAGG
Durusdinium trenchii is the source of this 1394-nucleotide messenger RNA. The record is from the annotation of a GenBank genome assembly. NCBI's taxonomy places the organism in Eukaryota, Dinophyceae, Suessiales, Symbiodiniaceae.